AUGAUAAGAUUGAGUUUGUUAUUUUUGUUGAUUAGUUCAAAUUUAGCUGAUACCUUAUCAAUAAAUGAAUAAUGUAAUUGUGAAUAAAUAAAGUCUAAAUCGGACUGUAGUUUAGGGAGUUGUUUGUGGAAAGAUGAAAAAUGUGUAAAAGAUAAAGAAGAAUAGACCAAUGAAACUGUUAGUGUUUAUUGUGAGUCUUUGGAUUUGACAAGUUGUUUAUCAUAAAAAGGGUGUGCAUGGAAUUUAGGUGUUUGUGAGCAAUUUAGUGGAUGUUCUGCAUAUAAUGGAAGUUCAAAUGAUGUCUGUUAAUAGAUAUCUUAAUAAUGCACAUCUGAUGGAACUUAAUGCAUAGACCCUUUAAAUUGUAUUGAUUAUAAUGAAUUGGUGCUUUGCAAUUCAAAUAUUAAUGCAUAAGGUCGUAGAUGUAAAUGGGAAGAAGAUAAAUGUCGAGAUUAAAAAUGCAUAGAAGCUAGUACAAUACUAAGUAGUGAUAAGGAAUGUAAUUAAUUUUAUCCAGGAUGUGUAACUAAUGGUAAAGGAUGUGUAGAAAAAAGAGAAGAAUGUUCAACAUAUGGUGAUAAUUGUGCAGGUAUGAUAGGUAGUGAUGGUAAUUGUGAAAAAACUAAUAGUGGUUGUAGUCCAAUUCUAUGUACAGCUGCUUCAACAGAUUUAACCACUAAUGAAUAAUGUGUUAAAUUUUAAUUAGGAUGUAUUACUACAGGAAGAGGAUGUUCAAAAAGUCCAUUGGGUAGUUGUAGUACCUAUACUGGUGAAGCCAGUAUCUGUUAAUAAAUGAUCGGAUCAGAAGGGAAAUGCGACAGUGGUGUAUCUAAUUAAUGUCAAGAAAGAAAAUGUGAGAAUGCUAAUAAAAGUAAUAAUACUGAUGAAUUGUGCCAGUAAUAUCUAGUCACUUGUAUUACAAAUGGUAGAGGAUGUGUCACUUAAUUGAAAUUAUGUAAUACAUAUAUUGGAACAGCUGAUGAAUGUAAUAAUUAUAUUGGAAGUGAUGGAAAGUGUACGCUUGGUACAAAUGGCUGUAAAGUAAGAGUUUGUACUGAUGCACCUGAUACAUUAAAGACAGAUGCUGAUUGUAAAGAUUAUUAAUAUGGAUGUGUAACUACUGGUGUUGGAUGUAUUAGUAAUCGAUAAUCUUGUUCUUCUUACAGUGGAACAGCAACUAGCUGUCAAAAAUUUAUAGGAACAGAAGGAAAUUGUUAGGGUGUUGGAGAUACAGUAGCAGCUUGUAAAGCUUAAGUUUGUUCGAAUGCUCCAGAAACAUACACAAGUCAUGAAUAAUGUUCUGGGUUUUAGUCAGGAUGUUUAACAAAUGGUAAAGGUUGUGUAGAGAAAACAGUAUGCACAUCAACAGUAGCAGAAAUAAGUUGUAUAGGUACAAACAAUUGUUUAUGGAAUUAAAUUUGUGUUACAAAAACGAGUUGUUAAUAUUAUAAUACAAUAAGUUUAUGUAAUAAUAAUAAUGCAGAUGGAGUUAUUUGCUAAUGGGCAAAUGGUGUAUGUAGAUAGAGAUAUUGUAGUGAUGCACCAAUCAUAUAUACAAAAGAUGAGGAAUGCAAUAAUUUUUUAGUGAAUUGUGUAACAAAUUCUAAAGGUUGCAUAUCAAUAUUGGCUGCAUGUAAUUAAUAUACUGGGACAAAAGAUACUUGUAUAAAUUUUAGAGGAAAUGGAAUAAAAUGUACAAGUACAAGUAUUAGUAAUGCUGCAUGCAGUGAUGUAACAUGUGUAAGCAAUACUACAGCUACAAGUCAGAUUGAGUGUGAUGAUCAUAUGAAUGGAUGUAAAUUUUAAGGUCUUAAUGGAUGCAUUGAUAGUUCUACUGAAUGUAAUAAAUAUUUUGGAAACCAGGAAAAUUGUAGAACUUACAAUGGAGUAAAUGGGACAAUAAAAUGUUAUUAAGAUAAUGGAGUAACAUCAAGUUGUAGAAAUCUAUAAUGUAGUGAUAACACGACAGCUACAGAUAAUAUUCAAUGUAAUUAAUUUCUUAGUAAUUGUGUAAGUAAAGGAAUAGGAUGUAUCAGUUAAAGUGAACCAUGUACAUCUUAUCCAGGCAAUAGUACUACAGAUUGUUAAGAAUUCAAGGGAAAUAAUAAAAGGUGUUGGUGGAUAGGUGGUUCUUUUUGUGUUGAUAAAUAAUGUUCUUAAGAUAGCACUUCUACUAAUGAUUAAGCUUGUAAUCAAUUUUUAGCAGGUUGUGUUACUAAAGGUAUUGGUUGUAUUGAGAAAACUGAAUUAUGCACAGCCUAUUAAGGAAAUGAAGAUUAAUGUUAAAUAUUUAAAGGAAAUGAAUAACCAUGUGUUCGUAAAAAUAAUUGUAUGAAUAGAAGAUGUUCUGAUGUUAUUAAUCCAACUAAUUAAGAUAAUUGCAGUAGUUAUUUAUCAACAUGUAGAUUUAAUGGAUCAAUUUGUAUAGAUGCAGAAGUAUCUUGUACAUCCUAUUUAAAUUUGAGUUAUACUAUAUGUCAAAAGAUUACUACAUUAUCUGGUGGAUUAUGUUUUUUAGGUAGUGGAACUGGAACUUGUUUAGUUAGAACUUGUGCUUAAAAAGGACCAGCAAAUAAUUAAAAUGAAUGUGAUUAAUUUCUGAUCGGUUGUGUAUUUAGUGGAGCUAGUUGUGUUGAAAAAUAAGCAACUUGUGAUCUUUAUACUAAUUUUACGUCAUUGGCAUGUAGAAGUGCUAUGACUACUACUAAUACGAUUUGUUGGAAUAAAUCAACUACAAAUGAUAGUUGUUAAGCUAGAACAUGUUCUGCACUUACAAAUGAUUUGAUACAACCUUAUUCGUUUUCAGAUGAAUUUUGUUAUCUAUAUCUAGUAUCAUGUAGAUAUAAUGGUACUGCUUGUGUUAAUGUAUAAGAUGCUUGUACUUCAUAUACUCCUUUUUCUAUCUCUGCUUGUAAGUCAGUUAUUACUUCUGCAUAAGAAAAAUGUUGGUAAGAAGAUGUCAAUUCUGUUACUUGUCAAGUUAGAGCAUGUAGUAAUACCGUUGCAUCCCCGAAUUUAAUUAAUUGUGCUGCACAUAAAUCUUCUUGUAGAUAUAAUGGUACAUCAUGUACGGAUUCAUAAACUGCAUGUAAUUUAUAUACAUCCUUCACUUAAAAUGCUUGCAGAGAAACUACAUUAACCGAUGGAACCACAUAAUGUUGGAAAACUUCAACUGAUGCUGGAACUUGUGAAAAUAGACUAUGUUCAAAUGUUUUAACUUCAUAUAGCAAUACUAAGUGUAUUGAACAUAUCUCUACUUGCAGAUUUAAUGGAACCUAAUGUGUAGAUUAAAGAAAUGAUUGUUCACUUUAUACAGGAUUCUCUUCAGAAGCAUGUAAAUAAGUAACUACCAGUUCUGGUGGAUUUUGUUGGAUUCCAAUUAGUGUAUCAUAACAAUGUACAACAAGAGUAUGUAGUAAUUCGAUUGAAAAUGCUAGUGCUUAGACAUGUUUAUAACAUUUAUCUAGUUGUAGAUUCAAUGGUUAAAUUUGUGUUGAUAACUUAGAUAGCUGUACAUCAUAUGCAAGUUUUACUUAAGAUGCUUGUUAAAAUACUACAACUUCAUCUGGAGAGAAGUGUUGGAAAUCUUCAUCUUCAGUUGGAGCUUGUGAAAGCAGGAAUUGUUCAAAUAAUGUUAUAAAUCCUAAUUAUACUACAUGUGGAAAUCAUUUAUCAACUUGUACAUUUGAUGGUGUCAGUUGUUUUACUAUGUAAGAUACUUGUUCUUAAUAUACAAAUAUUUCUGCAUCAUAAUGUUAAAAUGUAAGAACAACUUCUGGAGGUAGAUGUUGGUUAGCAUAUGGUUAAGGUACAUGUAUAGUUAGAUAAUGUAUUCAUAAUACAAUAGCAAUGACAGAUUAAGAAUGUGAUGUAUUUUUAAGUGGAUGUAGAACUUCUGGUAAAGGAUGUGUUGAUUCCACAGUUACUUGUUCAUAAUAUAUUGGAACAACAUCAAGUUGUCUUUCUUUUGUUGGAAAUUCAAUAAAAUGUAAAGGUGCAGAUUCAAGUGGUUCAUGCACAGUUAAAAAUUGUUAUGAUAACAUGGAUGGUAUAAAUGAUGUUCAAUGUAAUACAUUUAUGAAUGGAUGUGUAACUAGAGGUAAAGGAUGUAUAGCUAAAACAGAACCAUGUACAAGUUAUAUUGGUAAUUAAUCUACUUGUUCGUUAUUCACAGGAAAUUCAAAAAAAUGUUGGAAUUCCAGUAAUGCAACUUCAACUUAAUAAUGUCGAGAUAGAUUAUGUUCAGAUGAUACAACAUCAAAUAGUGAUGAAUUAUGUUAAGAGUUUUAAGUAGGUUGUGUUACAAAAGGUAGAGGAUGUAUUGAUGCAACAGCCAAAUGUACUUAAUAUAUAGGUACACAAGGUGAAUGUAAAAUGUUUAAAGGAGAGAAUGGAACUAAAUAGUGUUGGAAUUUAAGUACAGCUACACCAUUAGUUGCUUGUGUUAAUAGAGUAUGUACUCAUAAUCUAAGUGCAAUCAAUGAUUAAGAAUGUGAUACUUUUCUUAAAGGAUGUAUUACUAAAGGAUAAGGUUGUGUAUCACCUUAACCUUGUUCUUCUUUUUAAGGAACUAUUAAAUCAUGUGCAAUGUUUUCAGCAACUGAUAAACCAUGUAAAGGUAUAAGUUCAACUACUAUUUAAUCUUGUGUUCCUGUAAAAUGCAAUGAAGCACCAAAUAAUUAUGAUACUGAUGAAUUAUGUAAUACAUUUAAAGAAGGAUGUGUUACUAAUGGUUUUGGUUGUGUUGAUGUUUUAUAAUGUGAAGAUGUCUAAACUGAAAAAGCUUGCAAAAGUAAAUCCACUUGUGUUUAUGUUGGAAAUUGCAGAGAUUUUUAAACUGAAUGUAGUGCUCUCAAAUCUCAAUCACUUUGUGUUAAUACUCCUGUUAGUACUGCUAUUGGUAUGUGUGCCUGGGAAGUCAAUCCUUUAACCAAUAUAGGACUUUGUAGAAAUUGGAAAUGUGAAGAUGCCUCAGAAAAUCUAGCAACUCAUUAAGAUUGUUAUCAAUUAUACAAAACUUGUACAACCAAAGGUAAAGGAUGCAUCUCUAUUGGCUCAUGUUCAUCAUAUGCCACAGCUGCUAUAUGUUCUGUUGCUAAAACUACUGAUCAAGGUGGUAGUUGUGUUUGGAAUCAAACCUACUGCAGAUAAUUAGAUUGUUCUGAUGCUAGUAAAUAACUAACUACCGAUACCAAAUGUCAAGAAUUUCUAAGCAAGUGUGUGACCAAUGGUAAAGGAUGUGUUAAUGUUUAAUACAAAUGUGAAGAAAUAUUAAUUAAAGAAAAAUGUACUCUUGAUUUUAAGGGUAAUACUUGUUUAUGGUUUUAAUCUUAAUGUAUAACAUAUACUAAAUGCACAGAUAUAAAUGGAAUCUCUUAUAAAUAAUGUAAUCAAUAUUCUAAAAAUUGUACAAGCAAUGGAAAUAAUUGUAUUGCAAUAGCACCAUGUAAUAAAUAUACAAAUCCAACUAGUUGUUAAACUGGUACUAAUGGAUAGUGUGGUUGGGUUGCUGCUACUUUAAAUAAAGCUGCCUAUUGUACUUAAUUCACUAAAUGUAGUGAUGGUACUGGAACAACAAAAGAACUUUGCUAACAAUUUUCAAUAUUGUGUAUCUCGGAUGGAAUUAGUUGUAUAGAGAAAACAACAUGUCAAGGUUAUCUUACAGAAAUAAGUUGUAUUUCUGGUGGAACAGAUGGAACUUGUUUUUGGGACAAUUAAGCAUGUAGAUAAAGAUAAUGUAAUGAUGCCACAGUAGCUACAGCAAUAGAAAUCACAAGUCACUCAAAAUGUAAUGCUUUUUAAGCUGUUACUGCAUGUACAACAGAUGGAACUAAAUGUGUUUAAAUGGGAUUAUGUAAUUCAUAUAAGGAAUAAGGAUGUUAUUUUGGUACAGAUGGAGAGUGUAUUUAUACAUUCCCAUCAGGUUAAGUUUAAGGUAAGAAAUCUUGCAGAUUAAAAGUCUGUUCUGAUUUCAAAGAUGUAACAUCAGAGAUGUGUAAAUUACGUAAUACUUAAUGUAUAUCUAAUGGAUAAAAUUGCAUAAAUAAAAGUUAAUGUUCAUCAUAUAAAACUAAAGUAGCCUGUAAUUCAGGUGGAAUAGAUGGAGUUUGUGUAUUUACACCAUCUAAAAACGAUCCUAAUAGUGGAGAUUGUGCUUUAAUGACCUCAUGUGAAUAGGCUAAUUUAGAUAUAAUAGCAUGUAAAUCCAAGUUUAAUACUUGUCAAUUUCUAGUUUCAUCAUAAAAUGGAGUCAAUUCAACUACUUGUAUUAAUCAUACAUGUGCAACUGUUGCAAAUGGAUCAGUUUGUAAACCUAUUUAUAGCUUUGAUGAAAAAUCCAUUACUAUUUGUGUAACAACACCAUCUGGUUGUGCUGUGGGUGAUUCUUCUAAAUUGGCAGCUUCAACUUGUUUUGAUUCUACUCUCAAAACAUAUACUUGGAAUAGUGCCACAAAUCUAUGUGAAAAAUGUAAUAAUGUUGUCAUACCAUCAAACAAUAUUACAAACAGUACAAAUAGUACAACAACAAACACUUUUGCAUAGAUUCUGUUUGUAUUUCCAUUAUUGAUUAUGUUCUAAUUAUGAUUAGUCCGCAG
Messenger RNA from Paramecium sonneborni, 6596 nucleotides. NCBI's taxonomy places the organism in Eukaryota, Ciliophora, Oligohymenophorea, Peniculida, Parameciidae. The record is from the annotation of a GenBank genome assembly.